AUGGCGAACAUGAAUAAGAAUGAAGGGAUCCCUUCCAGAUGUUGGUGCGGGAAGUGGAUUGUCAUUUAUGUUUCCAAAACAGAGGAGAACCCAUACAGACGAUUCUUCAGAUGUGAGAUAUCUUUACAGAGAAAUAAAGAAAAUCAUCUUUUUAAGUGGGUCGACGAGGCUCUGGUUGAUGAGAUUCAAAGGAUGGAUGAGGAUCAGACGAGAAUUACCGAGGAAAUAGAAGAUCUGAGAAGUUCUAUGAAGAAGACAGUGCAUGAAGAAGUUAUGAAGCAUACGAAUUCGCUCGAUGUAGGUUGUGUAGCAUCCAUUCUCAGUAUUUUAUGUCUCUGUUCCAAAUGUGAUUGA
Molecule: messenger RNA, 354 nt
Organism: Brassica oleracea var. oleracea
Lineage: Eukaryota; Viridiplantae; Streptophyta; Magnoliopsida; Brassicales; Brassicaceae
Exons: 2
Coding region: 1-354 (117 amino acids)
Molecular function (GO): zinc ion binding
Source: RefSeq, a predicted model, not a curated record